AUGUCUCAUAGAAACAAAAGACAAAAAGUUGAUAACACGCUGAUCGAUGAAGAGCUCAUGAGUCAGGCCCAUGACCUGAACCAGUUGACCGGUUCUCAAUUUGACUCUCAGUCGGCAGACUCCAAUCUCCUUCCUAAAUACAAUACGGACCUGUCUAGUUUACAGAUCCCUAGCUAUGCCCAGCCGCAAUCUUCUCAGGGGGUCAAAACACCUUUGAAGCAGGAGACAGACUCUGAGGCCCAAAGACUUGUGAACGAAACCAUUGUUGCGCAGGCUGCUCAAGCUGCUGUUGCACAACAUCAACAACAGGCCCAACAGUAUUACGGUCAGCCACGCGGACAACACCAAUUCGACUACCAACAGGCUCACCAAUCACAGGCCCAGCAAUACCAUCUGCCUCCUCCUCCUCAGGUGUCUCAAUCGCAACAAUAUCACAUCCCGCAAGUUCCCGGACAGCCAAUCCCCGUGUCGGGAGAUUACUCACAAGUCCCAGAUCGUCACAUUCAUUCCUCAGAAAGCCUCACAGACGGUGGGGACCCAAGUGACUACUUGGUGACUCCGAUGAUGGAAGAACAAGUUUUCGAUAACGUGAAUGUUUUGAAGGAGUUUGUGAAAGAGUUUGGUAAAAAGAACGAAUUCGGAAUCGCUAUCGCCCACUCGAACAACAAGGCUAUUUAUUUCACAUGCGAGUUGGGAGGCUCUUACAGAGAGAAGAGAAGUAAGAAACACCAAGCUAGCCAAAGAUUCAGCGAAGCCAGCGAAUUGCAACGGCAAUAUGAAUCAAAAAAGAUUGGAACAAAAAAGAUAAGAUGUCCAUUUGCGAUGGUGGCCAACUUUUCUAAAAAGAAAAACUACUGGACUCUCAAGAUAACAGAGAAUAAACACAACCAUGCGAAAUUGAAUCCUUUGGAGGACUUCCCAAUGUUGAGAAAGCGGUCCAACAGAGUGAACUCCACAAUCAAGGAUCUAUAUUCUACUGGUGACAAGCCUUCUGUUAUCCAUCAAAAACUUACGGCAAUCUUCAGCGAUAUUGUGAUCAAAAGAGAAGAUAUCUACAAUGAGAUCAGAAUUUUGAAAAAGAAGGGAAUGGUGCCUACGAAUUCGGAGAUUAAGAGCAGAAAAGUGGCCGAUGAAGAUCUUUCUGUGGAUCAGCACUUCCACUCGGGUCAACAGCCGCUCCUGCAACCUUCUCAUGCUCACGGAGGCGGAUCUCACGAGAAUCUCUCCUGGGCUCAAGGAUACCCAACAAUUGAUCCAGACAACAAAAAAGAAGUGGAGCAGCAAGCUGCUGCUGCAGUUGCUGCAGUGCAGGCCUUGAAAGAUCAGCCUCAGCAUUUCCCUUCGUACCCUCAGCACUAUGCUCCUCAGCAAGGCGCAGCUUCUGUUCAACACUACCCGACCCAGCAACAAGGGUCACAGGCGCAAUCUUCUUACCAAUAUCCGACCUCACAAUAUUAUUCGAAUGCUCCACCAAAAGAAGAGCAUUUCAAUAUUGAUGAGCGAUUACUUGGAGGAAACUAG
This is a messenger RNA of Ogataea philodendri, 1521 nucleotides long. RefSeq lists its product as uncharacterized. The coding region runs from base 1 to 1521 and encodes 506 amino acids. Gene Ontology annotation, molecular function: DNA-binding transcription factor activity, RNA polymerase II-specific. The transcript has a single exon. The record is from RefSeq and is a predicted model, not a curated record. NCBI's taxonomy places the organism in Eukaryota, Fungi, Ascomycota, Pichiomycetes, Pichiales, Pichiaceae.